Messenger RNA from Nematostella vectensis (starlet sea anemone), 763 nucleotides. RefSeq lists its product as uncharacterized. Gene Ontology annotation, biological process: digestion; lipid catabolic process. The record is from RefSeq and is a predicted model, not a curated record. Gene Ontology annotation, molecular function: enzyme activator activity. Bases 44 to 643 code for a protein of 199 amino acids. NCBI's taxonomy places the organism in Eukaryota, Metazoa, Cnidaria, Anthozoa, Actiniaria, Edwardsiidae. The transcript is spliced from 5 exons. Gene Ontology annotation, cellular component: extracellular region.
UCAUUUGCUCACAGUGACUUUUGAAGCCAGCAAAAACAAAAAAAUGAAGACUCUGAUUGUUAUCUGCAUGCUUGCCGCAGUCGCAUCGGCGACUUAUUCCUAUAGAGAGAGGAGGGCGUUUUUUGAGAAAUGCUCAUCUGAGGCAGAUUGCGGCGAGGGACGGUGCUGCCUUCUCAACAAGCGAUGCUUUCCCAAGCUACCCAAGUACUCGAUCUGCAUGUUUGAGGAGAAGCAUGGCUGCGGAUGUCAGGAGGGGCUCGAGUGUAAGGUGACCAAGACCAUCUCCAUCAAGGACCAGCCAGUGUUCACGGUGCGCCAGUGCAUGCCGGUAGAUGAGGAGGUCACUGUUGAGAACCUGGGAGACAACGAUGUGGACGCUUCCAUCAGGGACCGCCGAGGACUUUUAGGGAGAUGCUCAAAGGACGAAGACUGUACCGGCUGGAACCAAUGCUGCCUUUUUGGAAAACGAUGUGGACUGAAGAUCGGCAAAUACUUUACCUGUUAUUUCAUGAAUAAGCAUAAGUGCGGAUGCAUGGACGGUUUGGAGUGCAGGCAGACGACCUCCAUCACUCUACCGAUUGUCCAAGUUCCCUUUGCCAUCAAGCAGUGCGUGCCUAAAGAAGAUGUACCCGCCGAAAUGUAACCAUGGUGAUAGUGUAACCACGACUAUUGUGUCAUUAAAACACGAAAGCCUGAGGCAGAUCGGCCAUGGGGAUAGUCAUGUAGUCUUAGUUUAAGCGAAAUAAAAAAUGAUGUCCAAAAA